AUGCUAAUUUUAUUAUCAAAACAACCAGAAAGAAAAAUUGCCAUUGUAUCAGAAUCGUACGCUUUAGUGAUCAAAUGUGUAAGUUCUAAAAAGUCAGAGUCAAAACCCUUAUGCUCUAUUGAAUUAACACCGAAAAAACAAUUAGCUAAUCAGGGCUAUAAGAAACUAUCAAAUUAUAAAAUCGAGGGAUUCAUCGGUCUAGUCGAGAUAAAUGGUUUGAUAUUUAUCGGUACAAUUACAUCAAAAUCAAAAGUUGCACAACCAAUACCUAAACAAACAGUUAAUAAAAUUCUAGGUAUUGAAUUUUUCUGUUUAAAUGAUUCAUUAUGGGAUUUUGUAGAGAUUGAUUCUAGUGGGUAUCCUGCAAUCAAUGAAGAUCCUUCUGCAGGUGGAAGUAUAACAGGCGGAAAUAUGCCUGGUUCUGAUUUCCAUGAAACUUUUCCUAGACAUCCAUGUUUUGAAAUUAGAAAAUUAUUAUCAAACGGUUCAUUCUAUUAUAGUUCUGAUUUUGAUUUGACUUCAACCUUACAAAAUCGUGGUUACAGUGAUCAUACUUUAAGUUCAGAUAAUUUCGAAGAAGAGUAUAUGUGGAAUUCUUUUCUAAUGCAAGAAGUAGUUACUUAUAGAAAUAGAUUAGAUGAGAAUGAUAGACAAAUUUUAGAUGAAGAAGGCUUUUUAACAACAAUUAUCCGUGGGUUUGCAGAAACUUUUGUAACAUAUGUUAGACAAUUAAAGAUAGCUGUAACAAUUAUUUCAAAACAAAGUUGGAAGAGAGCAGGCACUAGAUUUAAUGCCCGUGGUGUUGAUGAUGAUUCCAAUGUGGCUAAUUUUGUUGAAACAGAAUUUAUUAUGUUUUCUUCUCAAUAUUGUUAUGCGUUUACACAGAUUAGAGGUAGUAUCCCUGUGUUUUGGGAACAAGAUACUUCAUUAUUGAACCCUAAGGUUCAAAUCACAAGAUCGGUCGAAGCUACUCAACCUGUAUUCGAUAAACAUUUUACAAAAUUAAAUGAUAAAUAUGGUACCAUUAAUGUUGUUAAUCUAUUAUCGACUAAAUCUUCAGAGAUUGAGUUAUCUCAACGAUAUAAGAAACAUUUGCAACAAUCUGAAAAAUUUCAAUUAGGCAUUGAUGUCUUUCUAACCGAAUUUGAUUUCCAUCGUGAGACCUCACAAGAAGGGUUUUCUGGUGUUAAAAAAAUUUUGCCAUUAGUCAUGGACGCAAUAUUAAAUUAUGGUUAUUUUUCUUACGAUGUUAAGGAGAAAAAAAUCAUUUCAGAACAGCAAGGUAUCUUUAGAACAAAUUGUUUAGAUUGUUUAGACAGAACAAAUUUAGUACAACAAACGAUCUCAUUAGCUGCGUUUAAAUUAUUUUUGGAAGAUUUCCAACUUAUUAAGCCCAAUGCAUAUGUAGAUGACGAUAAUUUUGUUAGCCAACACAAUACCUUAUGGGCUGACCAUGGUGAUCAAGUUUCACAAAUUUAUACUGGUACAAAUGCUUUGAAAUCUUCAUUCUCAAGAAAGGGUAAGAUGUCUAUUGCAGGUGCAUUAUCAGACGCCACUAAAUCUGUGUCCAGAAUGUAUAUUAAUAAUUUUAUGGAUAAAGGUAAACAACAGAACAUCGAUGCACUUUUAGGCAGAUUACCACAUCAAAAGCCUGUUCAAUUGUACGAUCCAGUUAAUGAAUACAUUACUGCUCAAUUAGAUACAUUGAAGGAUAAGUUUAUUUCUUAUUCCUCAGCAAAUAUUUUGGUUGGUACUUUAAAUGCAAAUGGUAUAUCGAGGAAUGCUGAUUUGUCAAAAUGGUUAUUUCCAAUUGGUGAUAAAUUUAUACCUGAUAUGGUAGUUUUAGGUUUACAGGAGGUAAUUGAAUUGACCGCUGGCUCUAUUUUAAAUGCUGAUUAUUCGAAAAGUUCUUUUUGGCAACAAUUAGUUAGUGAAUGUUUGAGCCAAUACGGUGAGAAAUAUAUGCUUUUGAGAGUUGAACAAAUGUCCUCUUUGAUGAUCUUAUUUUUUGUGAAAGCAGACAAGGCAAAAUAUAUCAAGCAAGUGGAAGGUUCCUCAAAAAAAACCGGCUUUGGUGGUAUGACUGGUAACAAAGGUGCAGUGGCAAUUAGAUUUGAUUAUGGCGGAACAUCUUUUUGCUUCGUAAACGCUCAUUUUUCUGCAGGUGCAAAUAAUGUUGAAGAACGCCGUUCUGAUUUCGAAUCUAUUAUAAAAUCUAUUAUAUUUUCAAGAUCUAAAACAGUUCCACAUCAUGAUUCAAUUUUCUGGUUAGGUGAUUUAAACUAUAGAAUCAGUUUAGCUAAUGAAGAGGUUAGACGUGAGUUAGCUGCCCAACGUGAGGGAUAUAUCGACAGAUUAUUGAAGUAUGAUCAACUAACACAAGAAAUAAAUGCCGGCGUUGUUUUCAAAGGCUUUAAAGAACCUUCAUUGAAGUUCCGCCCUACAUAUAAGUAUGAUUUAGGAACAGAUAUAUACGAUACUUCUGAAAAAGCUAGAACACCUUCCUGGACAGAUAGAAUUGUUUACCGAGGUUCUAAUUUACACCCAUUAGCUUACUCAGAUGCACAUUUACUAAUUAGUGAUCAUAGACCAGUGUAUGCUGCCUAUAGAGCUCAAGUUAUGAACAUUAAUGAGGCGGUAAAAUUGGAUCUUCAGAAAAAGCUUUACAAAGAUUACAAAGAAGCUCACCCAGACUUACCAGAUGUACAAGUGGGUAAUCUCAUAGAUAUCGAAAGACGUAGACGUGAAUCCUUGUCCCCUCCUACAGGCGUUACUUUAUUAGAUCUAGAUAGCCCAUCAACUAUUAAGCCACAUCAAGAAAAUAGUUCAUCAGACCUCUCUUCUGCUUUCUCUUCCCCAUCAAGCAACUCUCUCUCUAAUAUACCUUUAAAAGCAAGAAAAAAUAGCCCAUCUGUUGUAGAGACGAAUAAUAGACAUAGAUUACCACCCCCACCUCCACCAGCUUCUAGAAAUGGAGCUGCUAUUUCAUCUCCACCUCAGCCAACAAGCAGAGGCGCAUCUACUUCUAUUCUACAGAAUGCUGAUCUCUCUAAAUCCUCAUCGCUAUCAUCAUUCUCAUCUUUUGCUUCUGUAAACGAUUCCAAUACAGUGAAGAAGACACUAAAUGAUGAUGAUGAUGCCUUGACUAUGAAAGAUGUUCAUAAUGCUCCUGCUCCUCCAAAGGCUAGGAAGCCUUUACCACCAGGAUUUUCUGAUACUAUUCUACAACCGAAAAACUCAAGUGAUAAUAGCAGAGCAUCUGUCUCUAAGACCACUCCAUCACCUCCACCUUCUAGAUUGAAAUCUCCACCAAGUCUUACUAGCGGAGUUACUCCUUCUAAAAUAGAACCUUUAAAACCAAAAAAUAAGAGUGUUACUCCUCCACCUGUAAAACCUAAACCAGAAGGUUUUGAAAAGGAAAAAAUCGAUCCUGUAACUCCAAAACAAACUGGCAGAGGAAAUCUACCACCUCCACCUCCACCAUCUCACUCAAAGCGUGCUGAGUCAGCUACAUCAACUCCCGAGAGAGAAACCCAUGAAAAUGAGACAUCAACUACUACGCCUGCAGCUCCUAAAGACAAACCUCACAAAGUGCCACCUGCAGUUCCUGCCAAAAAAGCGGGAAUUGAACAUCUUGGUAUGGAUUCAUGGAAGCCUCUAACUCCGAAAUAG
This is a messenger RNA of Henningerozyma blattae CBS 6284, 3672 nucleotides long. RefSeq lists its product as uncharacterized. Lineage: Eukaryota; Fungi; Ascomycota; Saccharomycetes; Saccharomycetales; Saccharomycetaceae. The record is from RefSeq and is a predicted model, not a curated record. Gene Ontology annotation, biological process: phosphatidylinositol dephosphorylation. Gene Ontology annotation, molecular function: phosphatidylinositol-4,5-bisphosphate 5-phosphatase activity; phosphatidylinositol-3,5-bisphosphate 5-phosphatase activity. Bases 1 to 3672 code for a protein of 1223 amino acids. The transcript has a single exon. Gene Ontology annotation, cellular component: cytoplasm; membrane.